Molecule: messenger RNA, 4871 nt
Organism: Cydia pomonella (codling moth)
Lineage: Eukaryota; Metazoa; Arthropoda; Insecta; Lepidoptera; Tortricidae
Product: large neutral amino acids transporter small subunit 1
Exons: 13
Coding region: 494-1954 (486 amino acids)
Biological process (GO): amino acid transmembrane transport
Cellular component (GO): membrane
Molecular function (GO): L-amino acid transmembrane transporter activity
Source: RefSeq, a predicted model, not a curated record
CGACCAUUUAGGUUCUAGGGUGUGAGGAUGAACACUGCCGACGGCGAGCGGUACGGUGAUAGAAAGUGGCCGUAUGUCAUACCAAUAGUCAGUCUAAUUUUCGUUGAGAAUAAAUUAUGUCAAUGACUUGUUGUAUAUUAUUUUUGCUCAAUAUUAGCUAAUUUUGCAGCAGUCUAUAAAUCGUUUCAAGAUAACAAUAAUGAUUUAAUACGGAAUAUUCUCUCAACAAAAACUGAUGCAAUAACUCUCCGCCCGGCAUGGCACCCCAAUACCAAAAACCUACGUCACCCAUCUUGGACCCUAUCAUCCCCUACGCGUUCAAUACUCGUCCUCACUCGCUCACAUACACACGCAAUAGAUCUUGCAUCCUGCUCACAUUUGGCGCGAGUCAGUCUCGGUAUUCAGCUCGGUAGGGCUGGUCGCGCGCCGAAAAAAAAGGCGGGAAAAAAUCAGUGCAGUGACUUUUUAUAAUCUGUGUGUCUAAUAAAUCAAAAUGUCACCAAAAAAAGCGACAGACGAAGAAUGCGAAGACCUAAAAGCGGACCUUGAGGUCGAAGGAGGCAAGGAUGCUGGCGCCCUGGAAGCUAAGAUGUCCCUCCUCAACGGAUGCACAGUUAUCGUGGGGUCCAUCAUCGGGAGUGGCAUCUUCGUGUCUCCGACUGGGGUGUUGAAAGGGACGGGGUCGGUGAACGCUAGUCUGCUCGUCUGGGUGGCAUCUGGAAUCUACAGUAUGAUUGGUGCCUACUGCUACGCGGAACUGGGAACCAUGAUUCGUCAGAGCGGCGCGGACUACGCCUACAUCAUGGAGACUUUCGGGCCUUUCGCAGCUUUCGUCCGGCUGUGGAUCGAAUGUAUAAUCGUCAGACCUUGCUCCCAGGCGAUAGUGGCGCUCACGUUCAGCGUGUACGUGCUGAAGCCGAUCUUCCCGGAGUGCGAGCCGCCAACGGAAGUGACCAGGCUGCUGGCUGCCUGCUGCAUACUGCUCCUGACCUUCAUAAACUGCUGGUCAGUCAGAGCUGCCACGCGCGUUCAGGACUGGUUUACAUACGCCAAGCUCUUGGCGCUCUUCAUCAUCAUCGGAGGUGGCAUCUACCAGCUGUGCAGAGGUCAAACGCAGCAUUUCACUUUCGAGGGGACGUCAAGUGACGUCACAUCCAUCUUUCUCUCCUUCUACUCUGGACUCUUCGCUUAUAACGGAUGGAACUACCUUAACUUCAUAAUCGAAGAGCUUAAAGACCCCGUUCGGAACCUGCCGCGCGCCAUCGGUAUCUCCGUGGCUUUGGUGACCAUCGUGUACACCUUCACCAAUGUGGCUUUCUAUACCACGCUCUCUCCCAAGGAGAUGCUAGGAACUCCGGCAGUAGCUGUAAUGUUCGCUGAGCGCUUGUUCGGAGCGUUUGCGCUUUCCAUCCCGCUAUUCGUCGCAGCUUCUACCUUCGGCGCUGUCAACGGUGUACUUUUGACUUCUUCUCGCCUGUUCUACGCCGGUGCGGCCCAAGGCCAGAUGCCAGAGAUGCUAACCAUGGUUUCAUCCCGCGCCACUCCAGCGCCGGCGGUACUGGCCGUGGCGCUGCUGUCCUUGAUGUACCUCAUGAGCUCUGACAUCUUCGUGCUCAUCAACUACGUGGGCUUCGCUACCUGGUUGAGUAUCGGUGCAGCGGUGGUAUGUCUGCCGGUACUGCGGUGGACGCGGCCCGAACUUGAGCGCCCCAUCAAGGUCAACCUAUUCUUCCCUGCAAUAUACAUCAUAGCGACUCUUCUGGUCGUAGUCGUACCAGCAAUAGCGUCCCCCAUAGACACCGGCAUAGGCUGUCUCAUGAUCCUAACUGCCGUCCCUGUCUAUCUCCUGCUGCUGCACCCUCGCACCAAGGUGCGGGGCCUGGCGUCUCUCACCACGGCAGCAACUCAUCUUAUACAAAAACUGACAUUGGCAGUUAGACCGAAGACGAAGUGAACGGCUCACGGAUGCAAGAUUCUCGCUCACAUAUCCGACCAUUCCCAAUGCAUUCCAGUUAUCAAAGAACUAUAAAAUGUAGAUAAUAUUAAAAAUAAACUAAACCACGAAAUCAACAAAAUCACGAAUAGCGUAGGCUUCCAAAUAAAAAAAUAUAUAGACGGCCGUUUUCAUUGUCUCUGGUAACUUUAGUCAUGUCAGUGUAAGAAAUAAUAAUCAAUGUUGCCAGUGUUCUAUUUCAUGUUAGGAGAUUUAGUUUGACAAGCCAUUCCCGUGAGUAGAAAAAGGCGGGAAAUUUGAAAAACAUUGGCGCGAAGGGUCGGUUUUUGAUACAAAACUUUAAUAUCGCGCUUUUUUCUAUUGACAAAGUGGGUUUGGCAGAGUAUAGUUUGAACGGUCAUAUAAAUGUGCUUUUAUAAUAUUUAUCAAAUUUUAAUAUACGAACACUGAUGUAAUGAUAAAAAUAUCAGAGGUGUUUUUAUACUAUCGUUUAUGUAAAUGUGUAAAUGUAAGUCUUGUUGACUGUUGUCAAAUUUAAAUACAUGUAUUUAAGAUGACAUUUGCUAACCUAAUGAUUGUCAGAAAGAUAUAAGGGUUUUAAGUACCAUCUCAUUAUUAGUAAUUUCAAGUACAUUCUUUUACGAGUAUUACAUUUAACAUACAUACAUAAAAAUUGGACUUGAAUAGGUUUAUGUGGUGUAUUCAUAAAACCUAUUGGGACCAUCAUCUCAUGUUUAGAUGAGUUUUUUAAGUGUUCUAUUCUCUUUCAUGAAAAUAGCAUAGAACAAUUAGAAUUUGAGAUUCAAACUGAGCUGUAAUCUCAUUGUAACGCUUUGUUAUUUUUAUGACCUCGAAAAUGACAAUACUUUCAUAAUUUUGUAUUAUAACUAGUAGCUUUUAUAUGUAUCUCAAUUAUAAUUGAGAGAUUAGGUACUAACAGGCAGUUGUAAGAUAUAUCUUUAGACGAAACAAAAUAUACAUCAAUCAAAAGGUGUUGAAUUCAUGGUCCUUCGAACCGGAUGGGUGAGUCAGGAUGUUUAAAUGGAAAAUUUGUACUAAACCUAAAACGAUGGAAACAAGUAAAACAAAUUCCCAUAUAUCUUUCCUAACCUUAUUUAUUCCAAGUAAAUUGUAGCUUAAAAUUUGUAAGGUAGCGUGUUUAAACAUAUUUAUAGAUCUAGAAUAAAUGUAAAAGUGGAAAAAUUACUGUCUUGGGUGAGAUUUGAACUCACGGCCUCUGGAUCCAGGAAUUGAAGUCUCACGCAAGACAGUAAUUUUUUCCACUUUAAAAUUUAUUCUAAGCUUAAUAGCAUCGUUCGCAGACAUUUCUGCUUGUUAAAACUUAAUUUAUUUAUAGACCUUAUAAAAACCACCUAUGAAAUCGCAAAAUGAACGUCUUAUCCACCUGUUCUGUACUUAUUCUGUAAAUACUUACUCCUCCUUCUCCGACACAAGACAGCGCCACUUUUCUCACUCCUGCGCUACUUCUUGCCAAUUGUUGACUCGGAGUUCGCGCAGAUACGCCCUCAGCACGGCUCUCCAGCGUAACCUGGGGCGUUCGACAGGACAAAAGCUGUAAAAACCUUUUAAACUUUAACAUGAAAAAGGGAAAAGUAUAGUGUUUGCGACAUUAAACCUUUUUUACAACCGUCUGUAAGUACAAGUUUGUAGUUAGUAGCAGUGACCUAUACUAAGAGCAAUAGAGCAUAAAGAUGUUCGACCAGACUCCCUCAUUGGUUGCAUAUUUAAAUAAUUUACUAUACCAUGGGCCAAUUCCAUGAAAACUUGUGAAUUUUAAUGCAAGUUUUUUUUUUAUAAAAAGGAAUUAAAAAAACACCAAUAUUUAUUGAAAUGAAAUCCAGGUCUAAUUGAAUCAAAUGCCAUUCUAUAACACAUUCAAGCGAGUGCUAUGCGUUUCGAGCGAAACCGGGCGGUAGUCGUUUCGGCGCCUGGCGAAUUGCUGGCAGACUGGCAGUGUAUGCAUUAUUGCAUUAUAGUACAGUCGUAAAUCAACUGACUAUUAUUUUGAGUAUAUUGUUUCAAAAAAAUCUACAGGAAUCACUUUCUGAUAAAAGCUUUGUAAGUUUAAUUGUCGUUGCCAUGUUUUUUUGUCAACUAAUAAUAUUUUUUGGCUGUGCCUACUUUUUUAAGCCUCCCAAAGAUUCACCUCGAGUGUUAAUACAUAUUAUUUAUAAGCCUAGUGUAAGUAAUUAAGUACAUGUAUUGAUUUUUUUAAAUAUUUUUUAUGCUUUUUGAUAGAUUAUUUUGUUUGUAAUUUUGUAUAUAAUGAAGAAAAACAUACAGAACAUUCCAAAAUGCAACUGCCUCAAUUUUAAAUUGUUGGUAUUUUUAAUUAAAUAUAGUUAAGGUUAUAACAUGAAAAUGUUUCUUUUGCUCAUUUUAAUUUAAAACUAUGAGAUUGUAUUUUAGUCAGAUACGCAUAGUAUAAAUGUCUAUUAUGUUAUUUUGACAAGUUAUAUGCAACAUUUUAGCUGUAUCAUUUAAAAAAUAUUUGGUGUCCUUACUACAUUGUAACAAAUUACAUUGCUACUAUGAACGCUUAUUUGCUACCCGAUAAUGUAUAAAAAAAUUACACAUCAUCGUUGUCUCAAACCUAAAUUGGAUUUGUACAGUUGUACUCUGUAUUUUUUUAUUUAAUAAAAAAUGACGACGAAAAGUCGUACUAAAAGGAUUAAAAUAAACGCCAAAACAAUUUGACCCAUAAAGACAGAACAAACUUAUUUAUUUUCACUUGUUACUAUGUAAACACUUGCAUUUGUUUUCUGUCUGCACUCACAUGUAUGAAUUACAUCAAUUACUAUACUAAGUGUAAUGUUAUAUGUGUCGCCGUAUGUGUUGCAUCAGAUGUACUCGCAUGAUGGACACAGUAUGACAAUAAUAAAUUGUUAAACAAACA